UUCAAUUACAAAAAGUUUCAUUCCAUUGUGCUGAUGGCAAUGUGUGAUGCCCAUUAUCAGUUUGUGUAUGUUGAUGUUGGAGAAUCUGGCCGGUGGAGUGACUCUGGAGUCUUCGAAAAUACAACAUUUGGAUCAGCAUUCCUAAAUGGAAAAGUCCAGUUACCAGACCCCAGACCUCUGAUAAAUGAUGGCAAGAAGAUGCCAUAUUGCAUUGUUGGGGAUGAGGCUUUUCCAUUGAAGACAUGGAUUAUGCGACCAUAUCCUGGUAAAUCUUUGGACUGUGUAGCAAAAAAAGUAUUCAAUUACAGAUUAUCAAGAGCUAGAAGGACAAUUGAAAAUACAUUUGGCAUCAUGGUUUCCAAGUGGAGAAUCUUGAAAACUGCUAUUGUUGCUGAGCCAAACAACGUUGUCAAAUUGGUUAAAGCUAUAUGUGUUCUUCACAACUUUCUGCGAAAGCAAUCUGCAGCAAGUUACACACCUCCUGGCUCGACAGAUAUAGUGGAUGAAAAUGGCCAAAUAAAUGAAGGGAGUUGGAGAGCUGAGAUGGAAAAAGCUACUCUUCAACCCAUUGCUCAGAGCUCUAGAAACCAAACAAAAGCAGCUCUUAGAGUAAGAGAAGAUUUUGCAUGUUAUUUUAUGUCAUCUGAAGGAGAGUUAUCUUGGCAAGUGGAUUAUGUCCUUCGUACAUCAUAAUCAU
Messenger RNA from Xenia sp. Carnegie-2017, 697 nucleotides. Its product is annotated as protein ALP1-like. The record is from RefSeq and is a predicted model, not a curated record. Lineage: Eukaryota; Metazoa; Cnidaria; Anthozoa; Malacalcyonacea; Xeniidae. The transcript has 3 exons. The coding region runs from base 34 to 693 and encodes 219 amino acids.